This is a messenger RNA of Otolemur garnettii (small-eared galago), 1408 nucleotides long. RefSeq names its product spermine synthase (gene SMS). NCBI's taxonomy places the organism in Eukaryota, Metazoa, Chordata, Mammalia, Primates, Galagidae. The transcript is spliced from 9 exons. Gene Ontology annotation, molecular function: spermine synthase activity. The record is from RefSeq and is a predicted model, not a curated record. Gene Ontology annotation, biological process: spermine biosynthetic process. The coding region runs from base 121 to 933 and encodes 270 amino acids.
AGCUUUGCCAAUUUGAGAAUUUACCCACAUGGAUUGGUGCUGCUGGACCUUCAAAGUUAUGACAGUGAUGCACAGAGCAAAGAAGAAAUUGACAGGCUUUUGAACAAAGUUGAAGAAAGAAUGAAAGAAUUGAGUCAGGACAGUACUGGACGAGUAAAGCGAUUACCACCCAUAGUUCGAGGAGGGGCCAUCGACAGAUACUGGCCCACUGCUGAUGGACGCCUAGUUGAAUAUGACAUAGAUGAAGUGGUGUAUGAUGAAGAUUCACCUUAUCAGAACAUUAAAAUUCUACACUCGAAGCAAUUUGGAAACAUUCUCAUCCUUAGUGGGGAUGUUAAUUUGGCAGAGAGUGAUUUGCCAUAUACCCGGGCCAUCAUGGGUAGUGGCAAAGAAGAUUACACUGGCAAAGAUGUACUGAUUUUAGGAGGCGGAGAUGGGGGCAUUUUAUGUGAAAUAGUCAAACUGAAACCAAAGAUGGUCACCAUGGUAGAAAUUGACCAAAUGGUGAUUGAUGGAUGUAAGAAAUACAUGCGAAAAACUUGUGGUGAUGUCUUAGACAAUCUUAAAGGAGACUGCUAUCAGGUUCUAAUAGAAGACUGUAUUCCAGUACUUAAGAGGUACGCCAAAGAAGGGAGAGAGUUUGAUUACGUGAUUAAUGAUUUGACGGCUGUUCCAAUCUCUACGUCUCCGGAAGAAGAUUCCACAUGGGAGUUUCUCAGACUGAUUCUUGACCUCUCAAUGAAAGUACUGAAACAGGAUGGGAAAUACUUUACACAGGGGAACUGUGUCAAUCUGACAGAAGCCCUGUCGCUCUAUGAGGAACAGCUCGGGCGCCUGUAUUGUCCUGUGGAAUUCUCCAAGGAGAUCGUUUGUGUCCCUUCGUAUUUGGAAUUGUGGGUAUUUUACACUGUUUGGAAGAAAGCUAAACUUUGAAGAUGAAUAUCCCUAAUCACAUGUGCUGCAAAUAGCCUUCCUGACCUCCAUAUGCUAUACAUGACAUCGAAACGAGUCAGGCAAUUGAUUGUGAAUCCCUUACUCUUUUUUUUAAUUAUUAUUUUUAAUUUAAAAAAGCAAAUCAAAAAUGUAUAUUUUGAUGAGCUGGGGUGUUAUUUUUUUGAAAGUCAGCUGAAGGACAGUUAGACAGCACAGCGAAGACUGCUAAAUGCACUGACCCCCUAGAAUGUGAUUUUUGUUUUUAUUUCUGUGUGGCUUUUUUUUUUUUUUUUUUUUUUUUGGGUAGACUUUCAAUUUGGAUGUUUGGAGGAGUGAACAUCAUUGUUUUGUUCUGGAGGGAAGAAGUUCUUGAUGGUGUUUCUUUCCCCCCAAAUCGACUUAGAUAUUAAAAUUUGGUGCUUAUAAGAGUUAAAAAAAAUGAAUAGCAAUGCUUCAAUUAAAGUUACAAGAGCGA